UCUGUAUCAUAGAUGUCCCGUCUACACAAUUUGUACGUAACAUCUCGUCACUUCCUGCAGUCCUUCGCUCCAAAAAUAUCCGUACAACGGAUUUUCGGGGCUCGUUUUUUCUGCGAGAAUUCAACUCCAAGGCCUUCACCCGAAACAUCGGCGCAGACUUUUGGGGUUUUGUUAGACAUCGACGGAGUUCUUGUCAGGGGCCGGAACCCAAUCCCCGGAGCGAAAGAAGCCUUGGGACUGCUUCAAAAGUCGGAUGUUCCUACAGUUUUCUUGACAAAUGGUGGCCUUGAAAUGGAAAAGGAACUGGCGGAACAUCUUUCAGAUAGGAUCGGCUUUGAGGUAAGUUAUUAAAAUAUAUUAUUGGCGAGGAGUGGCUUGGUGAAUCAUGAUGGCUUAGUAGAUCGAUAAGCGAAAGAAGUGUAUGGUUAUUAAUUUACCAUUUGAGAGGGGUUGCUUUGUUCCUCAAGGUGUCUCUUUAUUAUUGUUCAACGGUGAAGAAAUAUAUUUUAACUUUUAGGUACGAGAAGAUCAGAUGAUUUUAUCACAUACACCUCUAAAAAUGUUUGAUUGGCUUCACAACAAACAUGUUUUGGUAUCUGGUCAAGGAAGUGCUAAAGAAAUUCUUCAAGAGUAUCCUUUCACAAUAUAUCUUGGGCACGUUGCUGAAGUUUCAGUGAGCUGGAAGAUUAAUAAUGUUGUACAUCUGUCCAAGAACAGAAUAUGUUUUCAUGGGUCAAUUGCAGACCAAUGCUCCACAUUCGCACUGACAGGCAAAAAAAAAAAAUUGAAAUAUCUGGGAUAUGAAACACCCAUGAUGUGUCAAAUCCAUACCAAAGUGGAACAUAUAUAUAUCUCUGGGGUGGAAGAGGAGGGGAGAGUCAGGGCUCACUUAGACAAGUACAUUACACUAUUGUAUUUCUCAAUGAAACCUCUGGCUACAGUUGUUCAAAGGGUGAAUAGUGCUAUACGCUGAAUAAAUCUCUAUCCAUUGGAUAGCACACUACAUUUUGUUAACACUUAUCCAUUGGAUAGUGAUUUAUCUGGUAGAUAGCGUUAUCCACACCUUGAACAACUGGGCUCUGAUGUUCAGGAACAUCAAUGAGCUUUAUUGGCAAUAUUAGCUUUUUGAUCUGCAUGCAAACUAUAUCUUUUUCACCAAGCAUAAUGGAAACUAGGAGUUGUUAGCAUGUUUGCCAAAAAAAUCAAAUAAGACAAAUCAAAGCAAGCAAGGAGAUGAAUAAUGCUACUUUUGUUAACUUACAAAAAUUAGAUAUGGAUUUACCAAGGUAUCGGAUGUUGAAGAUGUGCGAAGAGCAUAUCCAUUGCUGGACAUGGUAGACAGGGAACGUAGAUAUGAUUUUGCUUCUGUAAGUAAAAAUAAUUUAUUCAAACAAUUGUCUAUCUGCCAUUUAACAAAUAGAUUCCUUGUUGUUGUGCAUCUGUUCAGUAAUAGUCAGAUCCACACAGUGUCAUUUAAAUUGAUAAGAACAAAAAAGUGGCACAUGCGGUGCAACCAAAUGUGUCCAUGGCAACAGUCCAGAACCUUAAUGCUUUUAUCUUAAAAAAUGAAAAAAUGCUGUUAAUGGUGACGUAAUUUAUGGGUUUGUCCUCCAAAAUAUCAUAAGUGAGAACACUAUAUCAUAUAAUGUAAAAUAAUUGUCAUGAAAAAUGUUUCAAGAUUUGGGAAAUGCAUUAGAAGUUAUACUAUGUUACCUUUUUUUCCUUUACUUAUAACCUAGCAUUUCCAAUAACUUUUUAACAAUAAAAGAAACUUAGAAGAUUUUACUCUUUUUUUCAGCUUGGUUAUGCUCCUGAAGAAUUUCCACCUAUUGAAGGUAAGUUUUAAGUGUAAAUUUAUUUGUAAGGCAUGCAUGUGUAUGAGUAGGCUAUUCAUUCACCUUUCCCAUUCAGGUAGGCUAUCCAUGUCUUUUGCCAUAAUCUUUUACACUGGAAUUAUGAAAAAUAAUUACACUUUUAACUCAGGAGAAAAAUGCUGAGGAAUCAAUGUUGCUGAGACAAGCUACUUCAGUUGUUAUUUUGAAUGUGUAAUAUUUUUCAUUUCUCACAAAUAAGUCUUAUAUUUCUGCAGCCAUUAAUUUAUGAUUAUUAUUUUGGUUUUUACACAUAUCAUUUCUAUACCAAUAUUUUCAUACUUUAUAAAAAUUACACUGCCCUUUAUUUAUCAUGUUUCACACCCCUUUUAACAGUGUGUUUUAUUUACUUAACCCUUUAACUUCCAGAAGUGAUUAACAUGUAACUUCUCCCUAUAGUAUCCAUACAUUAUACAGCAAACAAGUAGUGAGAUUACUCAAACUUAUUAGGUACAAGAUACUAUCUUGAUGGAACACCAAAUUCUCAUAACCAAUUCACAAAGAAAUGUAUAGCAGCUGGAGGAGAGAAUUAACCAUCAGAUCCUGGGAGUUAAAGGGUUAAACCUUUUUCCUACAAGUGUUUUGUGUCUUGCAUUUUCCUUUAGUAUUGUUGUAGAUGCUCAGAACUUGUUGAAUAGAUUAUUCAAAAUUAACUUAUCUUGUAGAUAGAAAUAAGAGAGAUGGUAAGUUUUUUUCUUUGUCUCAUGCUUGUGACAAGACGAAAAAGAUGUUUCUUUAUUUCUUUAUGAACUUAUCUUUUAGUCACACAAUGCAAGUUAUUUAACCUUAGCCAGCCAGACUAACCAGGUCACAAAAAAACCAAUUUUUAUAUGUAAUAGGUAAAAUAAUUUAAUUACUUAGUAACAUUAUAUUUCCUUUUUGUCAUAUAUAGCAAUAGUAUUGCUUGGAGAGCCGGUGAGAUGGGAAACAAAUCUUCAGUUGGUUAUUGAUAUGCUUGUUACCAAUGGAAGCCCAUCAUCUAGUGUGCUGUCUGUACCAAGCCACCAUAUUCCUGUAAUUGUUUCAAAUACAGAUUUAAUAUACAUGGCAGAAGUUUCAUUACCCAGGUACACAUAAAGAGUGAUGAUUUUGUCAGAAUUGAAACAUAAAUUAGUUGUCAGUACUGAUCUUAGCAUUUAAAACCUUAACCUAUAAUAUCAUUUAAAAAUUUCAGAUUUGGACAUGGUGCUUUCUUGCUUAGCUUGGAAAAUCUUUAUAAGGUGUGAAGAUAUCUGUUAUUUAUUUUAGCCCUUAAGGUGUUUGUUAAAUGUAACCUAAGGACUGUUAUAAAAUUGAUUGCUAGUGCCAUGUAGUUGCUGUUGGCAUUCUGUAAAGGAUGCAUUGAGUAGAUAGAACCAAACUGGUGUAAAGUACUACUAUUGUACUGUUGUUGCUAGACAUUUUAAAUUUGAAAACACCUUCAAAGAAUUUUUCAUGCAAAUAAUUUGUGUAUGUGCAGGUUUGUUUUAGGUUUUUUCAGUUUUUUGGUUGAGUCACUUUGUAGAAGUUUAUUCAUUUGUGAUUUGAAAGUUUACAGCUUUUCUGUGUGCUGGAGUUGUUUUUUCGUCUGUUUCAUAGAGAGUUUGAUAUUUAGGAAAAAUUAUUGAUUUCAUCUCUAGAUCUUGAUUGGAGAAUCGUAAGAUUCUUUAGUGUCACAGCCAGUUAAAGAUGUAUCAUACAUGGUUUCAGAGAAUGUUUCGUCUCUGAGCCAUAGAGAAAUCUUCCACCUCACCAGAAAUUUGCCUUUUGCUAUACAUUUCCUUUUUUUAAUGAUUCUCAUUUAAGGAGAACCAGAUAGUCUGCUGUUGGAUUGUAACAGUCAUCGGAUAUAAAAGUAGUGAUAUUUUUCACUUGCUUGCAUUAAAACAUACUCCUAAAAGAUUGUAAUAUUUUUGUUUCCAGAAACUGACAGGUCAAGAAUUGGUUUACUCAGCAUUUUUAGGAAAGCCAUACUUAACAAGUUACCAGUAUGCAGAAUACUGCCUGAAUCAAAACAGUGGAGGAGCAUCUGGCAAUCUGAGAACACUAUAUGCUGUUGGGUCAGUGCAAAUGUACAUGCAUCAUGGUGUAACAUAAAACUCUAUUAGAUAAAGCAAAUGAUGAUGUAUUCUGAAAAGAGACUUCAUAUCUUAGCUUGCCCAUGUGUUAUUCUCCAUUAAAUUUACUUCAUUUUCAUUUUAGUGACAAUCUGGAUACAGACAUUUAUGGAGCCAAUUUGUGUCAUGAGUAUGUAAAGGUAUUUGAUGAUGGUAGUGGAAAUAUUAAUACUUAUGAACAUCAUCCAAAUGACUCCUCAAGUCAAUUGGAACAGAAUACAUUCAAAUGGUUACCUGGGGUUAGGAAAGUAGAAUCAAUUCUUGUCCAAACUGGUGUAUCAACUCAAGAUAAUGACAACCAGCCUUCAACCAAGGAAGAUGCUCGCUAUUUACAUCGCGACAUUCAUUUUCAUCCUCACUUGAGGAGAGCAAAUCAUGUUGUGGAGAAUAUUGCUCAAGCAGUUGAACUGAUCCUAAAGCAGGAACAGAUAAAUUCCCAAUAAUGAUGUAACAAUGAAUAUGUAUAAAAUGGAGUGUUUGCAAAAUUAAAUACAUUUAUUCUUAUAAAUUCCCAGAAAAAUGAUGCAAAAUGUUUCAUAUAUUACACUAAAACAAUAUUUUUGCAAAUUUAUAACUUGUCUUCAAUGUAGGAAUGGUAGAUAGUAAUUAAUUAACUAGUAAAUAGAAAUAUACUGGUAAUGUGUCCUAAGGUAACCUGCUUAGAUUAAUUUUAAAAUUUCUACUCUACACCAAAUUUCAGUGGGAAUGGUUUUUGAUUUGAUUAAUGGAGACAAAAUAACAUUUCAGUCGUGACUUAUUUAUUGCUUUAAAACAAUUUACUUGUGUAUUACAUCUAGUUAAAUAACUUUUUUUCAAAGUUUCAUUUGAGAAAAAUAAUGAUAUUUUCAAUCUAGGAUAGGGCUUUUUUACUUUAAUUAUAAUAAUGGUAAUACUUAAAAAAUUUAUAUAUAUAUUUAGAAAUUCAACCCACAAAAACACAUUAUCGUCAGAUGAUUACAUUCUUAGCUUUCGAAUAUUCAUAGAAAUUUCAUGUUUUUAUUAUUGAUUUAUUUAAGAUGCAUCAUUGUUUUCAAAAAUAUAUUGCAUAGUGGUUAUAUUAUUUAUACAAUUAGCUCUGAGUAUUGGAUUUUUUUUUUAACCCCUUAACUCCUAAGAUCUCAUUAGUAAUUCUCCUUACUGUCUGCCUUAUAGUUCUUGUGAUGUUAGUUUGGAGAAUUUGGUAUUGGAUCAACUAAUAAUUCCCUAAUUAAUAUUUUUCUAUAUUCUCAUCAUUUGUCUGCUUGACACUGUAUUGAUAUUGUUAGGUGUUAGGAGAAAUUCUGUCUUGGUCACUCUUGGGAGUUAAAGGGUUAAGGACAGUAUUGUGUUUCACUAGGUUAAAUUUUGAGGAAGAUGUUACCUUAAUUUUAAUCUGUUUUUAUUUCUUGGGAUCACAAUUUUGUGUUAAAUAUUUAUUUAAACAUGAAGAAUAAAUUGUUUUUAAUAUGCUGUG
This is a messenger RNA of Pocillopora meandrina, 5420 nucleotides long. The record is from the annotation of a GenBank genome assembly. Lineage: Eukaryota; Metazoa; Cnidaria; Anthozoa; Scleractinia; Pocilloporidae.